Suillus bovinus is the source of this 1709-nucleotide messenger RNA. RefSeq names its product ketopantoate reductase PanE/ApbA-domain-containing protein. The coding region runs from base 413 to 1513 and encodes 366 amino acids. The record is from RefSeq and is a predicted model, not a curated record. The transcript has 4 exons. Gene Ontology annotation, cellular component: mitochondrion; cytoplasm. Gene Ontology annotation, molecular function: 2-dehydropantoate 2-reductase activity; NADP binding. Lineage: Eukaryota; Fungi; Basidiomycota; Agaricomycetes; Boletales; Suillaceae.
CUUCUGUUGGGUUCUCUUCAAAACAAUUGAGGCCAUGACUGGUUAACACGAUUUGGAAUGGGAGUAUUGCAGGGUGGGAUCGAUUGGUAGAUCGAUGGGCACGCCGAGAGGCCUUUAAAUUUCGAUUAAACGGUCCGAAAAUGGGUGCCCCCUUGUGAUAGAAGUGCUUUUUCAGGAGACGUUAAUGUUCUCGUGACUAGGGGUACCGCGCUCUUCAAGUCGGGCCGCCGUCUCACGUGGACCCGCGAGAAAGUUUCUUGGGGUUUCCCCGACAUUUAUCCUGUCGACGUGGCAGGCGACGACAACGCUUUUCAAACUUUCAACCGUGCGCACACGCGUGUUGCUGUUCACACCAUCACGAACUUCUCCUUCUCCCGUCGAACGUGAAUGUUUAGCUGAGGAAUUGACUAACAUGCGUUUCUACGUACUCGGGCUCGGGCCCAUUGGCUGCCUCAUCGCACACAACUUACGAUCAGUUCUUCCGCGCAUGCACCCAGUCACUCUCAUACAGAAGACUGCUAGGCAGGCAUGGACGCCUCAGAACGCAGCUGCGAAAAUAACAGUCGAAAACAAAGGAGUCCGACAGUCCAUAGACGGUUUCGAUAUCGAGGUGUUCGACAAGCAUAGCGGAUCAGGUGGCGGAGUGCGCUUCAACUCCAAGCUUUCAAAGGAGCAGAGUGCCGGAUUCACCCCCAGCGAUGAAGAUUUACGAACAGAACCCAUCGAAGCAUUAUUCAUAACGACCAAAGCGCACAGUACUGCCCCUGCGCUAUCACAUCUAGCUCCACGCCUUACCUCUCGUAGUACCGUCGUGCUCUUACAGAAUGGCAUGGGAUUAUAUGAAGACCUCGUCGAACGAAUAUUCCGCAACCCAGAGAGUAGACCGCACUUUAUCUUGGCAUCAAAUACCCACGGGGCAUGGCUCAAGUCGGCCUUCCAUGUAGUUCAUGCAGGGAUUGGGGAGAUCACAUUUGGGAUUAUCCCAGAUAGCCGCAAGCGCGAUUUUGAAGCAGCCAUGGCAGAUGAAAGCAAGCCGCUGUACGAGAGAUCACUCGUUUUGGACGACAUCACACGUCCGGAUGACCCUUCAUUCGACCAGUAUCGCAGCCUACGACACACGGUAGCCGUAUUACAGUCUCUCGAUGCUCUUGCGUGCAAAUGGAGUCCUGUUGCAGAAGUCCAACUUGCGAUGCGCAGGAAACUCGUCGUGAAUGCCGUCCUAAACCCGCUCACCGCCGUUCUAGGAUGCCGGAAUGGUGGUCUAUUCAAGGACGACUCGUCACAGAGUAUGAUGCGCAGCGUCUGCGAAGAAGCUGCUGCCGCGUUCCGUGCACAGAUUGAAGUGGACACGCAAUCAUGGCUCGAUUCUCUACCUCCCAGCGUGGAUAAGAGCCAGGUCCCGGUAGGGCGUGUUCCAAAAGAGCUGGGAGCAGAUGCUCUUGAAAGCGAAGUCCUGCGCGUAGCACGCGUAACACGAGGCAACAUGUCUUCUAUGCUCUCGGACUCAAGCUAGGGGAACAAUAUAAUAUUCCUAUGCCAGUCAACAGGGCCCUUGUUCAAUUGGUCAAGAUGCGUCGCUCUAUACCCAUUGAUCAGACGUUUUAGACUCAUGAGUAUCUUGAGUCUGCGUAUAUACUCAGUCGGGGGCCUUACUCUGACAAGGGUUCCUGAUGAGCUGUCAAGUCGGUACAACCAUUGCAUUGUCAGUA